GAACGUUUAGUACUGUGGAACAGUCGGGUGGCUGAGAACGUGAAAAGUUGGUUUAUUUCAGUUCCUUCUUCAAUUGCCAGUGAGCCAGACGAUUAAAUUGAAAAGGGGGGAAAUGGCGCAAACUGUUAAUAGAACGUGUGGAGGAUUGAAAUUAUGCUAUAAAUUUGAACAGAUCAGUGAAAAUAACAAAUUUUAAAAAGAUUCAGAGUGAUUUCGAAGUGCCCCGUUGAAAGGGGGUAAUUAAUAAACAAGAGUAAAGUGAAGAAGAAAUGUUGUGUAAAGCCGAAAUGAGCAUCGAUUGAAAUGGAUAGAUGAGGAAAGAAAUAUGAAUGAAAAACCGAAUGUGUUGAGUGAAGAAAAUUGGUAAAGCGACGAUUAUGAGUUCAUAAAAAGUGUUAAAGCAAAAGUUGAAGUAAUAUAUUUAAAGUAUAAAAAUGAAUAAUAGGAAAUUGAGAAAAUUAAAUGUGUAAAGUGUAAAACAAAAAUUGUUUAAAUGUAUUGAACCGAAGAGUGGUAUGCGAUGGAAGAGAAAAAAAGGCGAAAAGUGCAAAACGUAUGUGAGAAGAAUGCAAACGUUGAAAAGAUUACGAGCCUGAAGAAACAACAAAAAUAAAAACAACUAGUAGCAGUAAAACGAAAAAAAAAAAACAAAAACCAGCGAAGCAGAUCCUCAAUAUCAUCACCACAAAUCACUCGAUUUCAUAAACUAGUAAAUAACAUCCCUGCACACAAAUACACACACACGCAUAAUUGAGGAAAAAUAACUAGAUACAUACAAAAACAUUUAUAUCGUAAGGAAAAUGAAAUAAAAUUAAAAAAAAAAAAAUAGUUUUUAAAAGUGUUAUAAGUAAAAAGUUAGAAAAAGUACAAAUUACAACGAUAAGUUCAUCAAAACAACAGUAACAAUAUAAGAAAAAAGCAACAAACAACAAGCGAUCGACAGCGAUCAUAUGAUCAGAAACGAAAGCAUCAGAGCUGUAGUUCACCAAUACGGCCUUGUGAGAGCGCAAGAGAGCGUGUGCGCGCCAUUUCCACCAGUCUAACGGCAGCGUAAAUGCACCAGUGCUGCAACAACAACGAGCACUUCGUCUGGCCCUGAGCAAUUUCGGAGCAAAUCUAUGCGGAUGCUACAAAUUGCAACCUCUACGCGCUAAUUAACCUGCACCCGUAAGCGCUCCCGAUAACAUUCUAGCGCCGUGUGUCGCUUAAAAAUAACAACAACAAUAACUGGAACGCUUGCAUUUUGUUGCCACGCUGUUUGCACGCCGACAACAUUAUUGUCUCUUCGGCGGUGUUGGUGGCGGUGUGUCGUCGGUAUUGUCGUUGGUGUUAGUUGUCGUAGACGGUGCAGAAGGUGUUGGCAAGUUGGCAGGCAGUUCAUAACGUGAGUGGUUCAAUUAAGUUCAGGCACCGUCGACGGACACACGCUCAUCGCUGUACCAACGCACCCGUACGCCCGCACGCCCAAGAGUCCAACCGCCCUCUCGUAUCACACACACAUACAAACAUUCUCAUCUACAACGCAUCAAUAUAAUAAAAUUCAACAACAACAACAACCAAAAAUAGCAACAAAAUCAUCAUCAUAACAACAACCACUACUACUACUGCCCAUUGGCUGGCUGUGCGUAAAUAAAGCGGCGGCCGCCAACGACCACAACAUUGCAGCGUUCGAAAGUUACGCAAUAUGGCAACACCGCAAGUCAAGGAUCUGGUGUUGCGUUCUCCUGCUGGCUCCUCCGAAGUCAUCACCUUCGCUUGGCCCCUACAAGUUGGCAGCGGCCAGGACAAACACGAUAAUGGCAUCGACAUUAUCGACACGAUCAAAUUCGUAUGCGAAGAAUUGCCGAGCAUCUCAUCCGCAUUCGAAGAGAUUAAUCUCAACCACAUUGACACUGCCUGCUACAAGACUAUGACAAAUCUUGUCGAUCGAUUCAACAAGGCUGUUGACAGUAUUGUUGCAUUGGAAAAAGGAACUUCACUGCCCGCUGAGCGUCUUAAUAAAUUCGCUCAUCCCAGCUUACUCAGACAUAUACUGCAAUUAGUCUAUAAUGCUGCCGUACUCGAUCCAGAUAAACUCAAUAAUUACGAACCAUUCUCGCCCGAAGUCUAUGGCGAAACCUCAUACGAACUCGUACAACAGAUGAUCAAGCAUGUACAUGUGACAAACGAUGAUACAUUCAUUGAUCUCGGCUCCGGUGUGGGUCAGGUGGUAUUACAAAUGGCCGGAUCGUUUCCGCUCAAAGCAUGCGUGGGUAUUGAAAAAGCCGAUACGCCAGCUCGUUAUGCCGAACGCAUGGAUAUGUUUUUUCGUCAAUUUAUGGCGUGGUUUGGUAAACGCUAUUGCGAUUACAAGUUGAUUAAAGGCGAUUUUUUGGUCGAUGAACAUCGUGAGAAAAUUACCUCAUCGUCGCUGGUGUUUGUAAAUAAUUUUGCAUUCGGGCCGAAUGUGGAUCAUCAGUUGAAGGAACGUUUUGCCGAUUUGCGUGACGGUGCACGCAUAGUGUCGUCGAAAUCGUUUUGUCCGCUGAAUUUCCGCAUUACCGAUAGAAACCUCAGCGAUAUCGGCACAAUAAUGCAUGUGAGCGAAAUACCACCACUCAAGGGUUCGGUCUCGUGGACCUGUAAACCAGUAUCGUACUAUUUGCAUACGAUCGAUCGUACGAUAUUGGAGCGUUAUUUUCAACGCUUGAAAACACAAAAAGGUGCUGAAAACGAUCAUGUUGGCUCCACACGCACCACACGCGAUCGUGCCAAACGUGAGGCAAAUAAUAACGCGCUCAAUAAUCACCACCACCAUCAUCAUCAUAACAACAACAGCAACACCCAUUCAAACUCCUCCGCCGCCAAUUCGUCGUCCUCGUACGCGACCAACAACAACAGUAGUAAUAGCACGCAACGCACUAACUCGCCGGCGGCGCAUGUCAACAACAACAGUCAACAUCAGUCAAACACAACAGCAACCACAACGACGACGUCGACUGCAACGUCGAAAAGUACGAGGAACCAGCAACGCGAGCAGCAGCAAGCGCAACGCAACAACUUGGACAUGGACACAUCGACGGAGAGCGAAGGUGAAGGCGACGUGGCGAAUGGCAGCGCAACCGGUGGCACCGCCAACGGACCGACCACACGCAAAAUCUGGUCCGACUGGUGCAGCAGCUCGAAGGGCAAGUCGUCGCAAUCCGAUGAUGAGGAGAAUAAUAAUAACUUUAGAAAUACCGUCACGACGACGGCGCGUAAUGCACGCGCCGUUACGCAGAAGAAGCGUAAAAAGCUUACGCGCAAAGCGGCAAUCGCUAGCAAAAGUGCAGCUGCAGCGGCGGCUCAACGUGAAGCGGCAGCUGCGGCACGUGAGGCAGCAGCAGCACAGGAAGCCGCUAUGGCUGCCGCUGCGGCUAACAGCAAGGACUCCUCAUCUAAGGAGGAUGGCGGCGCUGGCAGUGGUGGUGGCGGCGCACGCGGUCGCAAAGGCCGCAUGAAGAAGGGUGCACGCGGACGCAAAUCGUUGAAGAUCGCUGGUUUGGAUGUGCUGCACAAGCAGACGUUGUUGAGCACUUCACACGAGGUGUUGAGCAAAAAAUUGCCAGCGGCGCCGGGCUGUGUGGAUCAACAGUUAACGUCGCUGCUGACGCGCAAUAUGUCACACACGGAGCUGGAAAUACCAGAGGCGCCGCAGGAUACACCUUACGCAUUGCAAAUUUUAUUGGACGUCUUCCGUACCCAAUACAUGGCCAUGAUCGAGCAGAUGAAGGCGAAAUCCUUUGUGCCAAACAUAAAGCGUCAAAUACAGCUGGAGCAGGAACGCAAGCAACGCAUUAAGAAUCGCGCCAGUCAGCUGGACAAGCAGAUCAAGGUACUGAUCGAUGAUAGUGUCAUGCUGCUGAAGGCUCGCAUGAACGAGUUGGGCAUCAAUGUCACAUCUCCCAACGAUCUGAUCACCAAGGCGAAAGAGAUUGUGGGCCGUCAUAAGGAAUUACAAGGUAUAGCAAAGAAGAUACAGUCGCAGGUGACCACCUGUGAAUUAGAGCAGAAACGUCUAUUGAAGAAGCACCUACAUCAUUUACCGGAAUAUCAAAAGACCUGCGGCAAUAAUGGACGCACCAAGCUUGAGUUGCCAAAUAGUGGCACCGCGAUUGAUCUGAGCGAAACCGCCGCGCACGAAUUGGUGCUGAAGGAGAUCGCCAAUACGUUGGCGCAACGCAAAAAGUUGUACGCGCAAGUGUCGAGUAUUGAGAAGGAAGCGGCGCUCUUGGAGAAAGCCGCCGAAGAACGACGCACUGCAGCAGCGCUACUUGCUCAAGGCACCAAUAUGACACUGACUAACCCCGCAGCUGUACCAAAUAGUGCGCCGGCCAUGAUGCCCGCCACGUUGAUACCAGCUGGUGCCACACAACCGCUGCAGUUGACGACGUCAGCAAAUGGUGCAGCGGCGUGCACUAAUGCGGUAUCAAAUAGCGCGCCCACAACGCCAAGCAAAACAGCGGCACACGCAUCGAAGACACCGCGUCGCAGUCGCGAUCAUCGUACGCGUUCGCAGGAGUGGCCCGAUGUACCGGACGUAGGCAAAAUAGAGGAAAGUAAUCCAGAGGUAUUGGCACAAAAGAUACUGGAGACAGGUCGUCAGAUCGAGGCAGGUAAAUUCUCAGCUGCGACUGGUGCAGGAAAUGCAUAUAAUAACGCAAUGGCUGGCACUGGCGUUGUCAGUGGUAAACAAUUGACUCUGCCGCCAACUGCCCAUUACCAACAUCACAAUAACAACAGUAUGGCACAAUAUCAUGAAGAGGUGGUGCCGGUCCUGGUGCCGUCGAAAAAGAAACAGCAUGCGCGCAGCUCGAGUAGCGAACACCAACCGUCGGUGUCCAUUUAUGUGGCCGAUAGUAAUCUGAUGCCGGCACCUAUAGCGGCCAGUAAGCAACAGUCGCAACAGCAACCAUCUCCCGUCAAUGGUAACGGUUUACGCAGUGCUGUCGGAUUACUGCCGAAAUGCGAAUUGCCUGGCGCUCGCAAGUCUGCAAUAUCUGCUGCCGCUGCCGGCGGCAUACAGGAAUCACCCAAAGUGGCCAACUUCGAGGAUCGCCUUAAGAGUAUCAUAACCUCUGCGUUGAAUGAGGAUCAAGAGCAUCGCAAAGCUGCCGCGCAUCAUUUGCCCGGUUCAUCAGCUGGUCACAUGCACGACCUAAGCGUGCACUCAUCAACACCGUCGUCAGUGACGCAACAAUUGGGAUCGCUUCAAUCAUCGCCGGCGCCAAAACGCAGCAAAAACUCAGCGUCAGCUGCCACAGCGGCCCCCAUGAACAACAUAAACCAGCAGGCACAUCCACACCAGCAAAUACAAAUGCAUCACCAACAGCACCCACACCACACUCAUUUGCCGCCGCUGCCAUCACAGGCCAUGCCGCCAAACAAUCUGAGCAACCUCAUCACCGUUGCUACUCAGGGGCCAACACAUUUGAAUGCUACCACCACCAUAUCACCGAUAACACCACCACCGUCCAUUGGCAACAGCCAGUAUGGCGGCAACGGCGUGGGCACCGGAAAAUAUGGUGGCGGCAAGCAACAGUCUUCCGCUGCGUCAGGCAGCCAUAAAGGUAUCGCUGCCAAGUACCAGCAACAGCAGCAUAAUGCUCACCUACAGCAGCAACAACAACAACAACACAUGUCACACUUACACCAGCAACAACAACACGCACACUUUGGCCACUCCGCGGGCGCUGGUAAUACACCAGCCGACUUGGCCUUCCAUCAUCGCCGUCGCAGCUCUGUAAGUGCUGCCAGUUUCGAACAUUACGCUGUACAACAGCAACAACAACAUCAGCAAGCAAUGAUGAUGGCCGCCGCGGCAGCUGCUGCUGGCAACGCGUCAUCACAACACCACGUCAGCGCCAAUCACCAACACCUAAUGCCACCGCUCGAAUUCAAAGCGCCCACCGUUACCGCUGAAAAUCUCAUAUUGAAUGCAUCGCAACGUUCCAAUAGUCGUGAACAACUCGCGGAGGAAGUGGUGGUCGCACCACGUUCCAGCUCGGCCAACUCCGACUCGGCCAUUAUGUACUACCCACCGACGCGCGAUCGCCUUAUGUCGCUUGAGCGCAGCAAUAGUCGCGAAUCAGCGGUUUCACAACCGCUGCCGCCACAUCAUACAAACAGUGGCAGUGGCGGCAGCAGCGGUCAACAAACGUUACCGCAACCCAGCCGGCCAAGCUCAAACUCCUCACAGCCAGAUUACACACAAGUGUCGCCGGCAAAGAUGGCGCUACGCCGUCACCUCUCACAAGAGAAACUGAAUCAACAAAUGCCGCCUGCCGGCGCUAUGUCCGGCCUACCGCUGUCCACAAAAACCAUUGGCGAUCUGGUGAAUGGUGAAAUUGAGCGCACACUUGAAAUAUCGCAUCAGAGCAUUAUAAAUGCGGCGGUGAAUAUGAGCACAGUUGGUGCGCCGCCGCCCAUUACAGGCGCUACCAACGCUGUCGGUGCCAACAAUUAUAUGGACCGUUCGGCGCACGACCGUUUGCUAAUAAAUCCGAACGCACAACGUCCUGAGCGUGUGCACGUGCGUGUGUUCGAUGAGCAAACGCCAACCGCCCAUGUGCAAGGCAACGCUGUCGACGUGUCGCCACGCACUAUUGGCGUUGGCAGCGGUCGCAAGUCGCCGCCGCUGACGCCAACGCAGUCCACACACAAUCUGUCUACACUGCAACAUGUCGCAUACAAUCACAAGAUAGCGACUGGCAGCACAGCAGCGACGACAGCUCCGCCGAAUGGUGGUCGUGCCAAUAAUAGUAACAAUAGCGGUGGUUACAAUGCGCCGCGUGAUCUGGCGAACUCCUCACUCUAUCAGCAAAUGGCGAUGAGUAGCGGCGGUAGCAAUGGUAGAGAAGCGUCGACUGGCCGUCAUGCUGCUAGCGGUAAUGUUGGCGGUGCAGUUAGCGGCUCUCGUGGUCGCGACUAUCAGCCGGUUAGCUUGCCACGCGCCGAAAUGAAGGGUUGUAUCGAAGCCUACUUCAAUGAUGAGCACCAUCAUCAGCAACAGCAGCAGCAACAACAACAACACCAACAGCAGCAGCCGCAUCACAAUCACCAAACACACUCGCAUAAAGCAGGCGGCAAGGAGCGCAACAGUGGACGCGGCAAUCGUUUGAACGGCAGCAAUCCCCCGUUAGAAGGCUUGGCAGCUUCACUGCAGGAUCAUGUCAUGGCCUCACGCAAAUAUAAGGAAGAACAUGAAGAGCGACAGCGGCGUGCGGCCGCAGUGUCCAGCAACAGCAGCGACAUGCAUAAUCAACACCAUCAUCAACACAACGCUCAUCAACAGCAACAACAACAAUAUGCGCAUAGUCAACAAAAUCAUUACCAAGCGCAGACAGUACAUGGCCACAACAACAACACCACGCCCAAUAAGGUGGAAAUCGGUGUGAAACGCACUUCGCCCAUGGCAAACAAUCAACAGCCACGUCCCGCUAAGAUGGCGCACUACAACAAUUCUGUGGAGCACAACCAGCAAUUGCAACAACACCAUCUAAACAACAACAAUCCAUAUGCCAAUAUGAAUGGUGUUAGCAGCAGCAGCAGCGGUAACAACAGUGGCGCCUCUCACUCACCGGCUACAGGUGCACCAACACAAUCACCACAAUCCUCACUGUCGCCAACAUGUCGACGCAACGCGAAACUACCACUCGAACCGCUGCUAAUGAGUCCGGAAAUCAAUUCGAUAAUGAGCGGUGGUGGCGCCGCUGCUGGCGGUGAGGAGCGCCCCAUGCAGCUAUCAGCAACAGCGUCGAAAAUGUCGCACCAACAUCAGCAGCAACAGCACGAACAGCAAUCACGCACAGCGACGACGCCGCACAGUACAACACCGAUUGUGGGUGGACGCGCCGGUGAUGAUGAUGAUGUCAUUGCCGACGAUGAAACACACUGGCAACAUCGUGUCAGCUCCGGCUUCGAUCGUUUGGUAGCCUUCGCCUCUACCGAAUUGGAUAAGACGCGUCGCUCGAUUGACACGGACAUAGUACCAUCGUCGGUUAGUUGCAACACCUCACCCGAUUCGGGUAUAACACAUAGCAGCAGCAGCAAUUCGGACACGGCGCGCACAUUUCUCUCCACCUCGUCGACCUCCUCGCAACUGGACAUGCCAAUGAGUAGCGGUGGCAGCAGCGCCGGCAGCACUAGCAGUUCCAGUGGUUGCAGUGUGAGUGGCGCCAGCGCAAGCUCCAGCGGCAGCGGUGCCAAUAGUUACCUGCACGGCCAUCUACAUCAUCAUCAUCAUCACGCGUUGUUGUUGCAUGCGCAUGGCAACGGCGGUAGCAAUGGUAGUGGCGGCGGCGGUCACGCUUCAUCGUCCGAUCAUCUCAGCGAUAGCAGCAUGAAAUCAACGCAUUCCGAUGUCGCCUCAAUGCCGCCAAUAACAAUGCUGAAAGCGAACUCGGCAUCACCGGUUGACGCGAGCGCCAUCGAGAGUCCGCCGCUCUCCGAUAUCGGUUUGCCGCGCACACCCAGCCCGAAUGCGGCAGUGCCGACGCCACCCUUGGCCGCCGCUAUGGCGGCAGCGCACAGCGUCACACCCACGCCGACACCGACACCGACGCCCACAUCAACACCAACACCACCGGCCGGCGCCGCCGAUCCUUAUGGUAAUAAUACACUGAAGAUACCAUUGAAAUAUCAACGCAAAUCGAAAUCGUCUUCAGAGAAGCAUUACAAGAAGAAAUUCUGCGAACGCAAUUGGGAAUACGAUUGCGAUGACUUGUUGAUGCCGUAUGCGAACAAUAAUAGUAAUGAUGCCAGCAACACCAUUGCCACUUACGGCGCGACAGCGGCCGAUGCAGCUGGCAAGGAUGUGUCUGGCGUAAUGAAAAACGGUCCCACAUCACUUGCGAAAACGAAUUGCGGCGAGACGAAGAAGCUGCUUGAAGCUAACGCCGAAAAGUCACCGAAAUAUCAACAACAGCAGCAGCAGCAGCAGAAUGCUGUCGAAGCGAACACUACCAAAUCGGCCGAAACGCUCAAUCACAACAGCAAUAACAAUAUGUCAUCAACGACAACAACGUCGGCGGCAGUGCAAAACCUUUCGCAGUAUCAUCACCAUAAGUCGUCGAAAUUUCGACCGAAGGGCAAGGAUUGGGACUGGUCCAUGGAUAGCAGCAACAGCAGCAGUAACGUGAACAUCAAUGCCAGCAGCAAUGGCGGCGUAACGAGCGGCAAUAGCAGUGGCAACAAAUGCAAAUCGGAUGUAGGCGUGGCAGCAGCAGUGCCCAUAGCCACACCCACAACAACCAAUGUUAGUUAAGUUGGAAAUGUUACUUUUUUCAAAAAUUCGCAACUUUGUUUUGAGAACAUGACACAUGUAGCCUAUUCCUAAUCGAUAGUCAGUUGCGAGCAAUUGGCAAAACACAAUAGCAAUUAAUGUUAAUUUAUAUAUUUAUUUUGUAAUUUAAUUAAGGCAAAAAUGGUUAAAUUGUAUAAUAGUUUUCGUUCUCGUUGAUUGCGUUUAAUUUUACUAUUAAGUUUAAAAAUUCGUUACAGUUACCACAUUACUUAUUUGAAUUAAGUCAACAAUUUUUUAAUCUCUGCAACAAGUUAAAAUUAACCUACCAUUUGUACAGUUUCAAGCACAGAUUUAUUGGAUGUUGUAUUUUUUAAUUUUUGAUUGUUGCAAUAGCGAAACUUCAAUUGUAAAAUAUGAAAUUGUUCAGCAGUAUUGCGAACGCAAUAUCCCUUGCUAGAUGUUGUUAGGGUUAUAUCCAUAUGUAAAUCAUCAAUUAAGUAGACGGAAGCAAGUGAAACCCAAGUGAAAUAUGUAUAAUCAGUGGUGUUGUGAAAUCCAAGACAGAUUUUCUGAAUGUCAGAAUGGCAAACCAAUUCCGAAGUUCAAUUUUUCCUUCUGAUUAGCUUUUCUCACAGUGUUUUCGCGGCAUAUGGAAAUAAAUUGAAUUGUAAUAUUCCAAAUCUGUCAGCAAUGAGUCUCAUAGUUUGAUUCCGAUAGUAAAAUCGAUAAAAUUGGUUUCCAUGACAUUGAAAUCACAUAAAAAUUCUGAUACGAACAUCAAACCAAUAAUAUCAGAACUCAUGUCAUUUAUUAUAAAUUUUUAUCGUUCUCAAUCCUGAUAUGUUAAACGUCUUCUCAAAUCAAAAAUGUAACUGAAAAUGCGGCAUAUAGCCCAGUCAAGUUCAAUUAAUUUCCCAUCAAAAUGCAGCUUCUUCUCUUCUAUUAUAACUACAUAUAUUCCAAUUUUUACAAAAUUCAUUAAAAUUUUUGCUGAUAUUUUUCGAUGGAUUCUAAAUUGCUUAACCAAAUCUCCGCUGCGAACAAGCACACUACAGAAGCUUAUGAAAAAAUUAAAGUUUGUAGGAAGAAUUAAUUGAAAACUUUUGUAUUUGAAAUGUCAAUUCAAAAACGUUUAAAUUCUACGGUAUGAGGAAUCAGUUCUUAUUUCAAAUAAAAUAUUUUCAUCUUUUGCUUUAUAUUUUUGAUAACUCGAUAUAAACAGCAAAUGAAAUAUUUUUUUAUUUAUUUUUUUCUCUAUGUUUUUUAUAUUUUUUAUUUUUUUACAUUUUUGUAUAUUUUUUCGAUAUUUUUAUAUUAUUUUUUAUAUUUUUCUUUUGUUUGUAUUUAUUUUUUUUAAAUUAUUUUCUUUUGUUAAUUUAAAUUUUUAAUAUUUUGUUCGAAUUGUGUCCGUAAUUAGUUCAUUUGAUACCUUACUAUGCGCUACAGCUCGCUCAAGUUAUUCAUAUAAUAUAAGCAAAAGCUUUGCAAACAUAAGUUGUUUCUUUAAUAUCUAAGUAUGUGAAGAAAAAAUUUUUAAUUUCCAAUUUAAUGUUUGGAAUAUGAAAAUUACAUCAAUAACACGCGCACAACUCUUCGUGCAUGGUAAGGGAACUGAACGAUAUUUGCUUAUUUACAUACAUACAUCAUUUACAUUUACUAUGUGCAUAACAAGAAACGUCGUGAUACACAGUUAAUUUUUUGAAUUUUGAUUUAUUUUGAACAAUUUAUUUUAAUUUAUUUUUUUUUUAUGUUAUAUUACAUACAUAGCUGUGUUGGAGAAUGACUUAUAAUACGUUUGCGAAAUUCAUUCACUAUAAAUAUUAUUUAUUUAUGAUUAUACAUACACAUAUUAUAAUAUAUAUUUGAAGUUUUUUCGUAUGGUUUUUAACUUUUGCUUAAUUUAAAAAAUAAAAUGUUUAACAUAAUUUUCAGUUAAACAUUUAUUAAAGUUAAAGAUUUAUUUUUGAAAUUAUUUGUUAAAUUUUUAAUUUUAUGUUUAUGUUUAAUAUACUAAAUUUGUUUUUUUUUAUCUUAAUAUUGUGUUGUAUAACUAAAAUAUUUUGUGCCACAUUUCUAUUUCCAUUAUUGGAUCUGUGUACAAAUAUGCAAAUAUUUAAUAAAACAACAACAACAAAUUAAUUCAAAUUGCAAUGCUGCACUGAUUGUCUUAAAAUUUGGUAAUUUUUAUAAAAAAAAAAUUAAAUAAUUAAAAAAAAUGUUGUUAAAUAAACCUGAGAGUUAAAAGAAUUAUUUAAUUGAGUAAUGACCGCAAAUGUAAUGAACGAUGUGUCAACGAAGCUUUUGGACUGAGUUGCUAAUCAAAAAACAAAAAUAAAAAUAAAUAAAUAAAAUUAUGUACAGUUUUUUUGCCAAUAGCUUAACGGCGUCAGAUUUUAACCAAAUGCGCAAUGGCAUAACGUUAUGUAUGUAUGUAAGUAAACUUAGAUUUAAAGACUAAAAUAAAGAAAAACAAUUUUAGUAUGUGAAAAUGAGUUGUAGAAAUGAAAUACAUUUGUUGUAUAACAAUUGGAGAAAAUAAUUAAUUAAAAUUAAAAAUUAACAAAAAAAUGAGUUAAGCGCAACGCUGUCAAUGCAACGGUAAAAAGUUAUUUAAUGACAAAUUUAUGGGUAAAAAGUUUAAGCAAAAUGUAAUAAUAAAAAAUACACAUACACAUACAUAUACAUAUAUACAUAUAUGUAUGUAUAAUAAUCAUAUAAUGUAAUAUAAAUAUAGGAAAAGUAAAUGAACUGUAAAUUGCAGCAUAACUUGUAAUACAAUAUAAUCAUAAUGAAAAAGAAAAGUAAAUAAGAAAAUGUAGGGAAGGAAUUAUGCAAUUUAGUUAAAUAAUAUUUACCAAUUAAAUAUAAGUAAUAAAAAAUAAAUUAAAUACUAGCGGAAAAAUAAAUAAACAUUUAAUGCAGCAACAUUAAUUUAAUAACUAAUUAUAAUAUAAAAAGCGUAUUUAUGAAAUAUUAAAACAAAAACAAAGGCAAACGCAAACGCAAAAUGAAAACUCUUGAAAUUAAUACGCAAAAAAAUUAAUUUUAGAUUAAGUGUAACCGGCAAACAAUUCACGUUCAGGAAAUGAAAAAUUAAUAGUUCUUUAAUUACAAAAAUAAAUUAAAAUGUACUAAAUGGCAAUUUAUAAGCAGACAAUUAAAUUUAAAUUUAAAUAUUAUUACACUCAUGGUACAGUUCUUUCGAACAAUGCAAAUGUAAAUGAAUAAAACAAAAUACAGUAACAACAACAAAUAAUGAUGGCAUUUAAUUAAUUUACAUAACACAAGUGAGGUGCAUAAAACACAAAACGCAAAGUAUUUAUGAAAUGAACAACAAUUGAAUUUUUAACAAAGAAAUCAAGUCAAAUCUGCAAAGAAAUAAAAUGAAAUCGAAAUCUAAUAAAUAUACGUAAGAAAGAGAGAAAAAGCGAAUACUAGCGUAGAAAUAGGUGAAAUACAGCAAAGGUAAACCAAAUGUGUAUAAUUUCCCGUUAAAUGUGUAUGAAAUGCAUGUUCGUUUGCAACGAACAGAAUUAGAAUGGGCACUUUGGGAACAUUUCUCAAGGUCUAUUAGUAUGCAAAAGCGCUCACACUUUAAGGUGUGCUUUAUGCCUUCUGAGACAACAAUUCGGUUUUACAUGUGUUGGCAGCAGACAGCGGGCAAUCGGUAUUAAUACUAAAAAUGGUGCUUUCCGAGUUUUGUUUUUUUUUUAACAAAAAGUUAAUUGAAUUGUAGUUUAUCUAAAGAGGAAUAUAAAUAAAAGAUUUCAAUAAACUAUAAAACUGAGGUGGCAGUGCACUUAGGUUGGAGAUUGAAAAAGUUCAGUUAAAUCAAGAUUUUCAGAAAUUUGGAUUUUGGAUAUUUCUUAUUUGAAUUUUAAGGCUAUUUUCUUUUACUAGAUUCUCUGAUAUUAAAAUACGAAGGAGAGUACGAAAGCGAAAAUUUCCAUUACUACCAAAGUAAGUUUCCUUGCUUUGCUAAUAGUUUGAUUUUUUUAUUGAAAAUCGCUGAAUUGCGAUAUAUGUCUCCCUAGCGGCACAGAAUUGUUAGCAUUAAAAACAAAGUUGUAGCGCUGGUACCACAAGCGAUUUGAGCGUUUUAAAUAUUAAGAUUCUGUCUUCUUGGUAAUAAUCGUGUACAGCUUGUGUGAAACGAAACCUUGGAAGUUCCGAGCAUAACGAUAAUCAAAUUGGCUCGAUUCAAUCUAACCCAAACAUAAAUUUCUAGAAUCAAUCAUAAACCUUAUUCAAACCCAAAACCCCAGUGCACGGCACCAGAAGCGUCAUUGAUUUCAAAUUCCCAAUUGAUGGCUAAGUUUACCAUAGUAUUCAGUCAGUCAAGAAAUGAUGAGUUUGUGCAACGGGACUUUUGUUAGUAUUUUUUUAUUGGAGAACUUUUAAAGUAUUGGCAUUCCUACUCAGGGUGAAUAACACACACACACAUACACACAAAAUGAAUAAGCCUAUAUAUACUACGCGAAUUAUACAAAAUGAUAUAUAUAAAAAUAUGGAAAAUACGAAAACAGAAAUAAAUGAAAAUAAAAUAAAAACAAAUGUUUCAAGUGUCAACUCACUAAGCGAUGAACGAUUUUUUUCACGAAAUUAGUAAUACAAUUUUUUCACACACGUAUGUACGCAUGUAUAUUUGUGUAUUAUAUGAAAUAAUAAUAAAAACAAAAACAACUUUUACGUGAAAGACUCCCAAAACGCAGCACGUCUACCUAAAACGAUUACUUUUCCAUAAUGCAAAAACAACAAAUAAAAACCAAUAAAUAAAUAUGUAAAAUAAAAUUGAGAAGAAUGCAAACAAGAACACCAAAUUCCAAUACGGUAAAAAGUAAAAUUCUAACGGCAUUACAGAAAUAUAUAUAUAGGAAAUUUAAAGAAUUUUUCCACCUCAGCGAAAUAAAUAUUUGAAACCAAAAAUUUAACUACAACUAAAAAAAAGAAAAAUUAAUUAAGGUAUUCCAUAAAAUAUAGAAAUGCAAUUGAAAAAAAAAACACGUUUUUCAAAAUCUUUUUGAAUUUCUUUUAACGUUUUCUAACCUAACGGUAAAGUUAAAAAAUCAAUUCGUAAUGAAAGUAUGUUUGAAAUGAUUGCAGCAUAAUUCAGAAAAGCCAAAAACAAAAACACAAACAAAAAAAAAAGAAAUCUAUCUAUGCAACAUAGUUAAAUAAUAUUACAAAAGAUAUUAUAAAAAGUAAAUAUACAGUUUAGCGAAAAGUAGUACGGGAUAUAGUGAAAUGAACAAAAUAAUUAAAGGCAGCAUUAUUAUAAAUAAAAUAAUUAACACAUAUACGGACUUGUAAUAUACAUACAUACAUAUAUAUAUAUACUAAAUAAAUAUAUACAUACAUAUUUCUCAGAUGUAACAGUAAACUGUUUCGAAAAUAUGCAAUAAAAUUUCUUGUAAAGGAAAAUCCGCAAAGAUUUUCAGUAUACAUACACAUUUGUUGUUGUCGUUGUUUUUUUCGUUGUUGGAAUAUGACACCAAUUCAUUAAACAUUGAUAAAAAGGCCGAUCUUUUGACUACGUCUUAUAAAGAGAACCCUGCCAGACCUGGACCUGAUGUAUCCCCACAAGAAGGAAUCUAACGAAACAAAAUUCAAAAUGAUUCGUAAGGUUCGUUCCAAAAAAUUGUUGGUUUUAUACGCGCUAUAAUUCGUCAGCGUUCUGGUGAAAUCAAUGAGACAGUUUAAAUUUACUUUAAAUUAUAAAUCCCCAAAGGUUCGGUUAGGUUUGUCUGGUAGGACAACAAGCCACACAUAGACCAGUUUUGGUCUUUGCGAUAACAGUGAGAGAAGUAGUCAUUAUUUAGGAUGCUGGCCUUGACGAAAUUUUAAAAGGUUAUUUGGCUUCACUAUCGAUACCUCUUCCAGAUUCUCAUACUGUCAUGCUCCCGAAUGCUCCAUUGUUUAUCUGGUAUCUUGAUUUCGACAUAUCCUGCUGUCAUCUUGAUCCGUCAGCCCCAUCUAAUAGGCAUGUGCCUGACACCAGUCAGUGGUCUGUGAAUAUUUCAAUCACACUCCUACAGUCCCUUCUAUCGAGGGACAGUAGGAAUUUUGUGUAUUUCUGGUCUACCGCUAUACACAUGGCUUUAGCGGUUUUACAACCCGGUAUAUUUUCCAACGCGUUCUGAUUUUCCUUAUCAUGCUUCUGUCCAGAUCAUCGUAAAGACAGUGCAUGGGUUUGCCAAUGUCGGUCACGUUUCCGGAUCAACCGUUAUCCACCACCACUCUUAGUAAUCUCGUCCACAAUCUCGUUGCCCUCAAUGCCUUUAUGCCCUGGCACCCAGUAAAAGUGUAUCCACUUUUUCCUGGCAACACUCUCUUCUACCACCCUGGUAUCGAAAACCCUUUUCUGCCAAAAUGCGAACAGAUGAUUGCUGCUUGACUGUCUACGUAGACGUUAACUCUAGAUUAUCGGGUUGGUGCUUUGAGGGCUAGCUCUGGGGCUUUCCCCAAUAGCAAACACCUCCGCUUGAAAUAUACUUCAGUGGUUCCCAAGGUUGAACGGCUGCCUUACACCUAACUUCGGACAGUAUAUCCCCGCACCUACCCCGUCCCCCAUUUUCGAGUCAUCCGUAUAGAUGUUUAAUGUGUUGCAUGAAGCUGUCAUUCAUUCACGCGAGCCAUAUUUUUCUAGGUUUACUCGGAAUCUUCAUUCCCAGUUGUUGCAUGGGGUAAAAACUCUGUAUCAAUAAAUUGCGUAAAUAUUCGCAGCUCUCUAUUAAAUUUGAAUGAAUUGCUUCUCUCCUUUAGCCAAUCGAAGUUGGCAUGAGGUUUUCCCAAUGAUCUCAUGCGGUUGUAGUAGUCUAUUGAUUGAUUGCCUUUGAAGUCGUACUUCUGGUGAACCAAAGACAAUGGCCUCCCCUUCGAUGGGAUGAUCAGGCACUGAACUGUAUACUGGAACGUGUCGCGAUUUAUAUUCAGUCAAGAUGUGUAACCUCAGCAAAAUUGUUUAGGCUAUUCGAGCAAUCUAUUGCUUAAACAACCGAAUGAGCGGGAGUAUUGCAGGUAUUGUAGAGUGUUCUUUCAUUGUCGAUGGUACUUUAC
This is a messenger RNA of Zeugodacus cucurbitae (melon fly), 16318 nucleotides long. It is a transcript of the gene gpp, whose product is annotated as histone-lysine N-methyltransferase, H3 lysine-79 specific. Gene Ontology annotation, biological process: DNA repair; regulation of transcription regulatory region DNA binding; DNA damage checkpoint signaling. Gene Ontology annotation, cellular component: nucleus. Bases 1685 to 9283 code for a protein of 2532 amino acids. Gene Ontology annotation, molecular function: histone H3K79 methyltransferase activity. The record is from RefSeq and is a predicted model, not a curated record. Lineage: Eukaryota; Metazoa; Arthropoda; Insecta; Diptera; Tephritidae. The transcript has 8 exons.